This is a messenger RNA of Neopsephotus bourkii (Bourke's parrot), 1684 nucleotides long. RefSeq names its product MAF bZIP transcription factor G (gene MAFG). Gene Ontology annotation, biological process: regulation of transcription by RNA polymerase II; regulation of epidermal cell differentiation. Gene Ontology annotation, molecular function: DNA-binding transcription factor activity, RNA polymerase II-specific; RNA polymerase II cis-regulatory region sequence-specific DNA binding. Lineage: Eukaryota; Metazoa; Chordata; Aves; Psittaciformes; Psittacidae. The transcript has 3 exons. Bases 181 to 669 code for a protein of 162 amino acids. Gene Ontology annotation, cellular component: nucleus. The record is from RefSeq and is a predicted model, not a curated record.
CGGGGCGGUUGCGCCGGGCGCUUCAUGAAUGGAGCCACGUGACCCAAAUAUCACGUGACGCGUCCGUGAGCGGCGGCAGCGGCGGCUCGCGGCGUCCCGGUCCCUCCCAGCGCGGCCUCCCCGCCCGGCCUGGCCCCGGCGGCCCCGUGAGGAGCACCUGCUUGACACGGCUGUCGUGUUAUGACGACCCCCAACAAAGGAAACAAGGCCUUGAAGGUGAAGCGGGAGCCAGGUGAGAAUGGGACCAGCUUGACAGAUGAGGAGCUGGUGACCAUGUCUGUGCGGGAGCUGAAUCAGCAUCUGCGGGGCCUGUCGAAGGAGGAGAUCAUCCAGCUGAAGCAGCGCCGGCGCACGCUGAAGAACCGGGGCUACGCGGCCAGCUGCAGAGUCAAGCGUGUUACCCAGAAGGAGGAACUGGAGAAGCAGAAGGCAGAGCUGCAGCAAGAAGUGGAGAAGCUGGCAUCGGAGAACGCCAGCAUGAAAAUGGAACUCGAUGCUCUCCGCUCCAAAUAUGAGGCUCUCCAGAACUUCGCCAGAACCGUGGCCCGGAGCCCUGUGACCCCUGCACGGGGGCCUCUCACCUCCAGUGUGGGUCCCCUCAUCCCUGGCAAGGUCGCUACUACCAGUGUCAUCACGAUAGUGAAAUCCAAAACGGACGCCCGGUCUUAGUGAAGCGAGAGUUGCCUCAGCUUGUCUGUGCAGGGCAGUUAGGCACAAAACCAGCCUGGAACCCCCAAAGCACAAACCCUCCCCAGAUGGGUCCGGGUUCCUUCUACUUGGCCCAGGACUGGCCUGCUGAUCACUCCAGUUUUGUUUUGUUGUGUCCAGAUUGGUAUGAGCAGUGGUGAUGCGUCCCUUGUCCUGUGCAGACAGAGCCUCCCGCCCAGUGAUCUGCAGCCCUCGGGCGCCCUUGGGACAAGCUGCGAGAUCUUGGGUUUGUAGCCAAGGAACGUCUGUGCAGUGUGGCUGAGGGCAGGCGACGGGAGGGCUGGGGAAGGUCUGGAGGGAGGCUUUCUUCCCAGGGCUGGGAACCCUAGUUUUCAGUCACUUCCAAAGGUUUUAUUUCAUUACUCUUCCUGGUGGUGCAUCUCGGUGCCUGACUGCCAGGCGCCUGAACCUGCUGCUUUUGUCUCAUUUGGUACCUGUAGUUGCAGUUGGGGUGUUCUGUGUAAUAGGUUUGUAUUCCUUUCUUGGUGUGCCUCUGUGCCCUGACAGUGGGUUUCCCCUCAGAUGUCCGUGGCGUUAGCUGUGUGAACUAGCAGUGGUGGACAGGAAGAUGCUGCUGUGCCCCUGCCUCUGCCCCAGCGCUGGGCCAGAGCACCCCGAGGAAGGGAAGGUACCAUGUCGACUGCAGGCCGGUUUUGUGCCUAAUGUCUUGCACUGAACAAGACCAAACUCACUAGUUGUUCCCGUGUUUUGAGGGUAUCAAGUGUCUCUAGUGUGAUGGUUUACACAACCAGUUUAUGUGGUUAAAUAGCCCUUUAUUUAAAGAGAGAAACAUCGUUUUAAGAGUUAUUAAAUUAUCUAAGUUUAAAAUUAAAAUCAGACAGAAAAGAGAGCGUAUUUAUAGUCAGCUUUUUUAUCUGAGAGGGCGAGAAUAUUUGACCAUCUGAAUGGGGAAAUAUUCUCGGAGACUUUGCUAGUAAAAAGUUAAUAAAGAAAUAAUUUUAAAGUUUCUCAUGAA